AUGGAUGAAUGUCGUUUGACUCGUUCACCAUCCAUUUCAAGCUUCGACACUAAUCAUUCAUCGUGGAGUUUUGUGGGCGAAGAUGAUUUCGAUUUGUUAGAUGAAGAGGAAGAUGAUUCGGCGUCAGAAAAUGAGGUGGAAGAGGAAGAUGAUCAGGUCGAAAAUGUUGAUGAUGAUUAUGAUGAUGGAGAUGAGGAUAGUAUAGAUGAUGAUGACGAUAUUUCUGUAGUUACUGAAGAAGACGUGCUCAGUGAUCCCUCCGCGCUUGCGUACACUGACGUUGUCAAAGUAUCCGAACAACUGGAUGAAUUAUCGAAAUGCUUUGAUUCACCAUUCAAUCAAAUCAUGGAGGAUUUUGCUUUGGAACGGAAUAUCAGAUUCAUGGCAAUCAUUUCAGCUGCUGCUAUUGCUAUGGUUACAUUCUACUACGCUUACGGUAUUGGAAAGCCAGAGUCAUUGUCAUAUAUGUCAGCAGAAAAUGUUUGUUUCGUCAAUGAGGAUCGCUUUCUUGGUCUGCAGUACCGAGAUAUUGCUCCUUCCUUUUUACAUCCAUUCUUUGAAACUUUGCUGAAGCCAUCAAUUUCGGUUUGCUCUGUUUUGCCAUCCAAUAUUCCGAAGAUGCAUGCAAUUAAACCGUUUUCUUGGAUAUUUAAUGCUGAAGGCAUCAGUGCAACGCAAGAUAAGGAUGGAUAUUUCGCUAAAAAUCAAUGCGAACGUGUUUCAAUCGAACAUCAGUUCAGUGCAAAAAGUGAAACCGUUCGACGAUAUUUAAGACAUACGAAGAAACUAAAAAAACCAUGCAACUAUUAUUCAUUGAUUUUGCCAAAUAUAAGCGAAACAUUGAUUGAUAGCAGAAAAGAUCAUGACGGAAAACUGCAGGUGGAUUUGCAGAUGGUGGUAAUUGAUUCUUCGGAAAAUCGGAAUUCGAUGGAAACUGAAUCAUCAGGACAUUCAGAGUCUGUUAAAAUAGAAAUUUCUAAAUUCCAGAAACCCUUGUCAAUCCCUAAAUUAAUUCUACCAAUUCCGACAUUUUCGGCAAACCAUCCUUUGAUUAAACCGAAAAUUGGAUUGUUAACAUCACAAGUUUCAUCACAAGAAUUGUCGGCACAAAGGGAGACCACAUCUGUUCCGGAAAGCAUAACGGAUUUUGAGCGUAUUGAAAAGAAGUGUUUUGAAGCUAUAUCAAGUGUGAAAAAUAUCAAAUCAUUGGAAAAGAAACUACAAUAUUAUAACGAUUUAAGUUCAUUAUUUGCGGACUCAAAGUUACGGGAAUUGAAGAAGCUACUGGAAAGUAAUUCUGAAGAAGUACGCCAAUCAAAAAAAGACAAGAGUAAAGUUUUGGUAAUUUCUUCGGUGAAGAAAGCGAUUUCAAGAACAGUUAAGCGAACCAAAGCGCAUCGUGAUAAGAUUUUAGAGCAGUUGAACAGAGCUGUAAAUAACAUUCCAGGAAAAAAUCGGCUAAAAUACAUCAAUUCUCUUUUGGAUCUCUCGAUUUGUACUGAUCUACGUUUAAUUUGUGAAAAAUAUUGGUGGACCAAAGAAUGCUGUCCAAAGGAAAGAUGUACUUUCCCUCCAUGGCAACGCCAUUUUAAUGCAAAACGAUUUUUGGCUUCACAAGGUCAUAAAAUGUAUGAGGCAUUUAAAGAAGUCGGCUGGUUGAUACCUGAGAAGAAACAUAAAGAUAGUGAUGGUAAGGUGAAGUUCAAGUUCGGUCGUUCGAGUCGUUCAACUGGUUCGGCGAAGGAAAUGCGUUCUCGGCAGAACAGAAAAAAAUCGAUGGAAAGUUACUCCAGGAAAAGUGGUAUCCAAGAUCGCAUACACUGA
Cercopithifilaria johnstoni is the source of this 1824-nucleotide messenger RNA. The record is from the annotation of a GenBank genome assembly. Lineage: Eukaryota; Metazoa; Nematoda; Chromadorea; Rhabditida; Onchocercidae.